AUGCAGGGCUACGCAACGAGCACCUGCUGCCCGUCGGACAACUUUUACACAGAGAUGCGCGUUCUUGUCGAGCUACUAUUCGCCUGGCGUAUGACCAGGCCAGUAUACGAGCUGCCCAACGCCAGGUGGCCGUACCACAUCAAGCUCCAAACACUUGGACUAAUAUCUGGCGGUAAGAGACUUUCAACAGGCGCCAUGGUGGGCAUCGAAAUUUGCGCGUUCCGCGCGCCCCUCUUCGCUAUCGCCGGAGUGCUAUUCUUUCCUUACAAGUAUAAGAAGUUGAAGCAAAACCCUGCUCUCAGCGGACCCGAAUCGGCGGUCAUCCAGCCGAAAUCAGCGACGGAUGGCAUACCAGAAACAUCCCCACAGGAUGCACCCACGAUGACUCAGCAUAAGCACGAAAUGCCAAUGAAUCCUGAAUGCGGAACGCCUGCGGUAAAUUCAACGAUGUCGCUUAUGUUGAGUUUUGGGCCUAAUAGGGUUGCACAGGAGAAUGUGACCCCCAUGAAUUGCUAG
Molecule: messenger RNA, 516 nt
Organism: Eremomyces bilateralis CBS 781.70
Lineage: Eukaryota; Fungi; Ascomycota; Dothideomycetes; Eremomycetales; Eremomycetaceae
Exons: 1
Coding region: 1-516 (171 amino acids)
Source: RefSeq, a predicted model, not a curated record